Molecule: messenger RNA, 1276 nt
Organism: Eurytemora carolleeae
Lineage: Eukaryota; Metazoa; Arthropoda; Copepoda; Calanoida; Temoridae
Product: FMN-dependent NADH-azoreductase 1
Exons: 6
Coding region: 461-1207 (248 amino acids)
Source: RefSeq, a predicted model, not a curated record
UUAUCAUAUUUUUCAUUACCCUGCUUUUGGUGCUGGUUUCUUAUAACAAAACAUAUCAAAGUCCUUUUUAUGGUUUUUUGCUUUUAUUUCUAUUUUUGUUCUACACAUGUUUACGUUGAAAAUAAUGCAUUUUUAUUCGAUCUGCUUUUUCACAUAAUUUUUUAUUGUUUGUAAAAGGGAUUUGUAAGUCUAGGGGUUCAUCUAUUUUAAAAUUCAUAUUUCUAAAAACAUUCCUGUAAAAUACCCAAAUGACACUCCAGGUUCCAAAAUUUCUAACCACUUUUUAUCUGUGAUUAAUAUAUAUUUUAAGUAUUUGUUACGUAUUAUUAAUAUUGUUUACUUGAAACAUUUUAUAUUUAUAAAAUUAGAUCUUUCUGUCAUAUUUCUACGGUUGUAACAUUGUGAUUCAAGUACUGAUUCUAAUGCAUUUUAUAGGUUUCAGAUUAGGGAUCAAGGGAUCAUGAUAAAAUGUCUAGUGCAAAGCAGAUUUACCAGAUGUUUAAGUUGGACCGGGGUUCGCAGACAAUCCAUGUUUAAAUCUGGGUUUGAACACCUUCAACAUAUUAAAAAAGAUGACUCUAAAACACACAUUCUGUACCUGAAUGCAGCACACAGUCCUACCUCAUUAGUUUCACAUGGAGCCAGAAUUCUUUUAGAAAAUUUACAACGAGAGAAAGCAGUAGAGGAAGUAAAAUUAUGGACGGAACAGUUAGUUCCGUACAAAAUUGAUCAUGCGCUCUCCAAGCUAAAAUUACUACGCGGAGAAGGGACGGAUGAGGACAAGGAUAGGUUUGCUCCGGUCCUAACAGCAGCAGAGAUAAUCAACAGUAUGGAUGUUGUGGUGGUGGCAACUCCAAUGUGGAAUUAUACAAUACCAUACGUUCUGAAACAGUAUAUAGAUAUUGUUGUUCAACCUGGAAUUAAUUUCAAUGAUUCCUCAGAUUCUUCUCUGACCAAGAACUCAGGACGGAUCUUGGUUGUAAUCUCCAGUGCCGGAGCUGAGUACGGACCCGGAGAAGAGAUACAGGAUUUCCUGAACCCGUAUCUUAAGCAGGUUUUUGCGCUGAUGGGAUUUACGAGGUUCUUCCCAAUAUUUAUCCAGGGAACUGCGUCUAGGAGCAAAACAGACUGUUUGGAGUGGACGGAGAAAGAAGCAAAAAAAUGCGCGACAGAGCUCAACAAAAUUCUAGAAGCAACUUCUUUAUAGCACUCAAUUCUAUGUUAAAUGAUGUUUUAAGCGAUCGUUUAUUUCUUAAUAAAUUGUAAAAGAUCUUUA